Molecule: messenger RNA, 358 nt
Organism: Esox lucius (northern pike)
Lineage: Eukaryota; Metazoa; Chordata; Actinopteri; Esociformes; Esocidae
Product: protein S100-B-like
Exons: 3
Coding region: 71-358 (95 amino acids)
Biological process (GO): positive regulation of canonical NF-kappaB signal transduction; positive regulation of cell population proliferation
Cellular component (GO): cytoplasm; nucleus
Molecular function (GO): S100 protein binding; RAGE receptor binding; calcium ion binding
Source: RefSeq, a predicted model, not a curated record
AUUAGAGCAUCAGUUAGUCAGUAGCCUACCAAGACACAAUACAGCAAGAAGUUUGGGUUGGGUCUUCAAAAUGCAGAGAACUCAGGGGACCAUGUCAGAACUAGAGAGUUCCAUGAUUACCAUCAUCCAGGUGUUCCAUAAAUACUCAGGCCACAAAUGCAAGCUGAAGAAGGCAGAGCUCAAAGAUCUUAUCAAUACUGAGAUGAGUCUCUUUAUCACUAAAAUCCAGGAGAAUGAGAUUCUGGACGAGCUGUUUGCAGACCUAGACCAGAACAGAGACCUGGAGAUUGACUUCCAAGAGUUCAUCGCGUUGAUUGCCAUGGUGACGUCCUCAUCCCACGACCUCUUCAACCAUUAG